Messenger RNA from Astyanax mexicanus (Mexican tetra), 454 nucleotides. It is a transcript of the gene anapc11, whose product is annotated as APC11 anaphase promoting complex subunit 11 homolog (yeast). The record is from RefSeq and is a predicted model, not a curated record. Gene Ontology annotation, molecular function: zinc ion binding; ubiquitin protein ligase activity; cullin family protein binding. Gene Ontology annotation, biological process: protein ubiquitination; anaphase-promoting complex-dependent catabolic process; positive regulation of mitotic metaphase/anaphase transition. Gene Ontology annotation, cellular component: anaphase-promoting complex; nucleus. The transcript has 4 exons. NCBI's taxonomy places the organism in Eukaryota, Metazoa, Chordata, Actinopteri, Characiformes, Acestrorhamphidae. The coding region runs from base 160 to 426 and encodes 88 amino acids.
CAAACUCGAGCUGCAGUGUCGUGCUUAAAAUUAAGAGUCUGUUUAAAACAGUUCAUACAUCCAGUUUAUUCUGUGGAGUUAUGAAGUGACACCCACUGCUUGUUAUAUUUCACUGUCGUACAGAUAUGGGCUGGGCUGCACCAAUUUUGCAAGUGAGAAAUGAAGGUGAAGAUAAAGCAGUGGAACGGCGUGGCAUCCUGGCUGUGGGUGGCCAAUGACGAGAACUGUGGCAUCUGUAGAGCCCCGUUUAAUGGCUGCUGUCCAGACUGUAAAGUCCCUGGUGAUGACUGCCCACUGGUCUGGGGUCAGUGCUCACACUGCUUCCACAUGCACUGCAUUCUGAAGUGGUUGAACUCGCAACAGGUCCAGCAGCAGUGCCCGAUGUGUCGCCAGGAGUGGAAGUUCAAAGAGGGAGAAACAUCAUGAGGUGAUUAAAUAAACUAUUACAAUAUCA